Aspergillus tanneri is the source of this 1743-nucleotide messenger RNA. RefSeq names its product putative G2/M phase checkpoint control protein Sum2. Gene Ontology annotation, biological process: P-body assembly; cytoplasmic stress granule assembly. The record is from RefSeq and is a predicted model, not a curated record. Gene Ontology annotation, cellular component: P-body. Gene Ontology annotation, molecular function: mRNA binding. The transcript has 4 exons. Bases 1 to 1743 code for a protein of 580 amino acids. Lineage: Eukaryota; Fungi; Ascomycota; Eurotiomycetes; Eurotiales; Aspergillaceae.
AUGGAUAUGAACCAUUUAAUAGGUCAGCGCUUCAAUCUGAUCUCUAAGAGUGACAUUCGCUACGUUGGUACCUUGCAUGAGAUCAACCCUGAAGCCUCAACAAUUGCCCUCGAGAAUGUUGUUUCCUUCGGCACAGAAGGCCGACGCGGGAACCCCGCGGAGGAAAUUGCGCCCUCCACCAGUGUCUACGAGUACAUUGUGUUCCGUGGCAGUGAUGUAAAAGACAUCAGUGUCGCGGAGGAGAAGGAAUCCACACAGUCUGAGCAGCCCCAGGUGCCAGAUGAUCCUGCUAUUCUAGGGGUAAGUGAAACCAUUGAUUGCUGUAUCCUUUGGAGUCCCAUUGCUCGAGAGUCCGCCGACCGGCCCACGAGCAUGUCGCGUCCUGGACCUGGCCCUCAGGGACCACCUCCCCCUCAAUCUCAACCUCCUCCCCAACAAUCCCAGGCUCCUCAUCCUGCUCCUCCUAGUUAUCCUCAACCCCCACAAUUCCAAGGUUUCUAUCCUCCUUAUGGCCAACGGUUUGGAGGACCUGGCUUCCCACCCGGUGGACCGGGAUUCCCCAAUAUGCCGUACGGUGCUCCACCGGGAUGGUUUCCCCCACCAGGCCAAGGUUUUCCUCCGGGACCAGGCCAGUUCCCACCUCAAGUGCCCAUUGGCCCUCCUGGUCAUCAUCAGACGCCCCCUCAGCAGCGACCAGGUCCUGCCCCCACAGGCACGGAGAAUGGGCCCAAGACCACGUCAGAGCUUCCCGUUGGAGACAAACCUGCCAGUCGAGAUGCUACACCUGCUCCGGCACAGGUCGGUCCUAUCCCCCCCGUGGAAUCCAAGCCGUCCGUGGCAGAGGCCAUUCAACCGUCGACCGGGUCCGUUCAGGGUGCACCGCCUGGGCUGUCUAAGGUCCCACCAACCGGGCCGAGGGGACGUGUGCAGCCAGCCAUCCCCAUUGCGGCCCCCACGAAGCCUCCUGUUCCGAGUGCACCAGGUGCGUCGGGAAGCAACGUGCCUCCAGGUUCGGCUCAGGCGGCGAUCACCGAAGCCUCUCGGGCAGCCACAGCGGCUGUCGCAGCGGCGAUGGCCAAGUUGCCACAGCCCACCCCCCAGAAGAAGCAACCGGGAGAUGGCCCUGUGGAGCAUUUGACGAAGCAGAUCGCGGAGAUGAAGCCCUAUGAAGGUAGCCGUCCUCUGCGAGGCGGUCACCAGCAUGCGCGCGGCGGGCGUGGUAACCACCGCAGCCAACACCAGGGACAGAGCAAGAAGGUCGAGGUUCCGGACACAGACUACGAUUUCCAGACGGCCAAUGCCCGAUUCAACAAGCAGGACUUGCUCAAGGAGGCCAUUACCAGUGGCGCCCCCGUCCAAGAGACCGAACCUCACCCGGAUGGUGAUGUAUCCGAGUCCGCUGAUCCCGGCGCUGAUAGUACCAGCACCGUUACUGCCUAUAACAAGGCCAGCUCGUUCUUCGAUAACAUCUCGAGUGAGGCUCGUGAUCGCGAGGAAGGUGCUGGGGGCCGCGGGGGCCGGGGGGGUCGCGAGUGGCGUGGUGAGGAGGAGAAGAGAAACAUCGAAACCUUCGGACAGGGUAGCGUCGAUGGCUACCGUGGCGGCUACCGGGGUCGCGGUCGAAACCGUGGCCGAGGCUAUGGCCGGGGUGGCUAUGGUCGUGGCUAUGGCUCUCGAGGUCGGGGUGGCAUUCGCGGAGGUCGCAAUGUCUCACAGUCGACCGGUGUGCCUACACAGACAUAG